CUGAACCAAAUGACUUGAACAUAUUAAGGGGAAACAUGUGUGAUUGUCGCUACAUGCUGGUCCAGGAGAAACUGAUGCUGCAGGACUUUAGCCUGUGCUGAGUUCUGUGGAGCUGCCGCGGUCUGUCCUUCCUCCUCCUGCUGCUCCUCUUCCUCCUCCUCUCCCUCCUCCUGCACCUCUUUAUUGUGCAGCUAAAUCCGUGGCGGAUGUCCCUUUAACAGGCAGAGGCAGUCAGCAGCAGCAGAGAGGAAGCAGCUCUCUCCUCCUUCAAACUGACCAGCGCGUCUUUCUGGCUCCUUCCGGCCGGCGCGGACCAGAGCAUCCAGUCAGCAGCUCUCCUCCACAAGCGGUGCUGAGGAGCUGCAAGUAAGCAGAGGAACAGGAGGCCAUGUUCCCGCCACAGAUUACAGCCACAGUGAACUCAGCGUGUGUUUGAGGACAAGAGUCUCCCCUCUGGCCUAUCCAGUCCGCGUGUUGUCCAGAACCAAAAGCAACAAGCAGCUGACACCACAGACAGCAAUGGCUUUCACACUGUCAGAAAUCAUGGCGGCAAGGCGGCAGCAGUCCCAGGCCCAGUCACACACUCAGAGAGGCAGCAGGGCGGCUGUGGAGGUAGACGAGUACAGUACCAACCCCACACAGGCUUUCACCUUCUACAACAUCAACCAGGGCCGCUUCCAGCCACCGCAUGUCCACAUGGUGGACCCGAUGCCCCACGACACUCCCAAACCUCCAGGCUACACACGCUUCGUGUGUAUUUCAGACACUCAUUCUCGCACAGACGCCAUCCAGAUGCCGUACGGGGACGUGUUCAUCCACGCUGGAGAUUUCACCGAGCUUGGGCUGCCCUCUGAGGUCAAAAAGUUCAAUGACUGGCUAGGUACUCUGCCCUACGACAUCAAAAUAGUGAUUGCUGGGAACCAUGAGUUGACCUUUGACCAGGAGUUCAUGGCAGACCUCAUCAAACAGGACUUCUACUACUUCCCAUCAGCCUCCAAGCUGAAGCCUGAGAAUUAUGAGAAUGUCCAGUCGCUGCUCACCAACUGCAUCUACCUGCAGGACUCUGAGGUCACUGUGCGAGGCUUCAGGAUCUAUGGUUCUCCAUGGCAACCAUGGUACUAUGGCUGGGGCUUCAACUUGCCGCGGGGUCAGGCUCUUCUCGACAAAUGGAACCAAAUUCCAGACAACACAGACAUCCUGGUCACGCAUUGCCCCCCACUGGGUUUCCUGGACUGGGUUCCUAAAAAGAUGCAGCGUGUUGGAUGCAUGGAACUGCUCAACACAGUUCAGAGGAGAGUCCAGCCCAAAUUUCAUGUGUUUGGACACAUCCAUGAAGGUUAUGGUAUGAUGACAGACGGCACCACAACGUUCAUCAACGCCUCAGCUUGCACAGUGAACUUCCUGCCCAUGAACCCACCUAUCGUCUUUGACCUUCCCAACCCCAGGACCACAUGACUGCAGACUGCUGGAGUCCAGACCCCAGCCGUCCGCCAGGAGAAAGGAGCCUAAAGAGGAAGUUGAAUGUGAAGGGCUGGACAGAUGGCAGUGUGUAAAUAUAAUCCUGGUGUGCGUUUCACAGAGUGCCAUAGUGGCAGACUGAUGCUUCCUCAGGCUUUCAUCAUUAUUCCAUGUGCCAUAACUACUUCUUCAUGUCAACACGGGGCUUGAAAAGCAGAUGCAUGGACUCAUGGAGAGAAACAUUAAUAUGCAGAGAAUUUGUAACAUUUCUUUGUCCUUGCUGCACUGACAAUCUAAUGCUACCGUCAGAGACAAAAGAGACUUCAUUGUCAGUUCAUUAAAAUUAACAGUGAAACAGUCCAACUCCUCGUGUACACCAGAGCCUUGGCUGAGCAGCAACGGAACGUUUGCCAAGAGGAUUUCACACCACUCUUCCUACUUUUCAACUUUAAUUUCCCAUGUCUUUCCCAGUCCCCUGCACACACACAGACCGUCCCAUCUCCCCUUUUAUGCCUCCACUUCCUCUCGUCUCCUUAGGGCCAAAGCAUGCUGGAAUGUGUUUUCUGUGUUUUUUCUUUUUUCCCAUUGGCAUGUUUGCACAUGCAAGACAUCAAAGGAAGUGUACAAGGGCAGCGAGAGGUCUCUGCCACAGGCUGACAGUAUGUUGGGGUGUCAGAUGUGUCAACACUACUCUCUGGGGCUCAUCGCAGCCUCAGGUGAUUCUCUUAACCAGCUGAAAGGCAGAAACAGGGUGUAUGCCCCCCCCCCCCCUCCCUCUGUAUCACUGCUCCUCCAUCCUCCCCACCCCUCCCGCUGUGAAUAGCUCAGAAUGUAGCUGGUGCUGUCUGAGAGCUGAAAGGGACCACCAUUAAACCUGAAGGUGCUACAUGCUAACACUGCUAUCCAUUCAAGACAAGCAACACUGGAACACUGGGAGCAGCAGCUAGUGUUUCAGACUCCUCAGUUACUGUGUUUGUAAGAGGACUGGACAACCUGGUUCUUUCAGUCAGGACAGGAGAGCUGUAACUGAUAUUUGUAAAGUUCCUCCCUCAGAAUAAAGAAGAGCUUGAAGCUCUUAAAUGCUGUUGCUAUGCUAUGCUUUUUCAUCGAAAAAAAAGUUAAUAAUUGUGGUUGUUACAUUUCAUUUGGUCUUUCUUAGUAAUGUAAAUGCUUGGUGUGGUAUUUAUUCUUUUUGUUUAGCUGUAUGUAUUGAUGAACUCUUUAAUGUCUUUUAUAUUUAAAAACAAAAGUAGAUAAAAAUUUGUAAAAUCGUUUGGAUUUUUUCAAGGUUCUAUCUUGUAGAUUUGGUCAUCUAAAUAUGCUGAGCAUACCAAGACCAGGUCACUACAAAUCUGUCUGCACUCCAACGAUGCGUGUGAAUAUUCCUCAGUUUAUUCCUCUUCGUCCUCUCCUGCUUCUUCUUAAGUCUAAGUCUAUUGCACUAUGAUGUCUUAAGGAUUUUUUUUGAAGUUAUGAAUAAUGAGUGUAUACCAACAGCAUUUAACUGCUUUACUGUACUGUGCUUUGACAAAGUGUCAUUGUGCUUUCAAAUUUAAGGGCCCUUUAAAUCAGAAUUAGAACUUCAGAAAUCAGAUGUCUAAGAUCCAAUUCACUGUCUGCCACAGGUAAAACCUAUGGAAACUUGCAUUUACAGUUUAUUUCUAAAUUCUAUAGGAUCAUCUCAUAUCAGACGUAAAAAUAGAAAUGCACAAAGUCUUUGUGGUAUCUCAUUUCACAAUGGUGGCUUAUUUAUAGAACAACAUUCAUACACAAGAAAAUCUCAGAUCUUGUUUAGAACAUCGAAGUAAAGACCAAAAACAAAUAAAUCAUAAAAGCAAUGGAUUAAAGAUAUUAAAAUAUAGAUAUUUAAGGCCUAAAGAAACUAAAUAUUUCAAACAGUUCAUUAGUCUGACAUUUUGAAAAGUUGCUUUAAAUCAUAGUGUUAUCAGUCUUGAUUUAAAGGAACCAACAGUUUCCACACACCAUAAGUUGUCAUUGAGUAUGUUCCAGAGCUGAGGAGCAUAGAACCUCCAUGCAGCCUCACCUUGUUUAGUUCUGUCUGGUUUCUACAGACCUGGAAUAGGAACAUCACUUCAGGUCUCUAUGGUUCAUACUUGACAAGCAACCAAUGAAGUUGCUGCCACCGGAAACUUUUGGUGCUCAUGACCAAAGCCAAGACAAUUUUAAGAAAAAUCAUUCAAGAUUGUGAAACUAGGGCACUCAUGCUGACCUCUGUCCUCUGGCCCAGACUGCUUACAAUACAUUCAAUACAUAACUCAGUGUUAAACAGAACUGUUACCAUGUUGAGGUGCAUGUAUAUUUCAGUUAGCUGAAUUGCUGAGAAACAAAAAAACCGUAUCAUGCAUCAACAGCUCCCUAAAUGUUCCAAUCAUCAGAAUAUUAAAAGGUCUUGGUUAGCAGUGUAUUAAACAUAGUGACAACUGAAAUGUCCAAAUUACUUUAAUAAUCAGUUUAAGAAAAAUGUCUUAAUGAAAGUUUUCUUGGUUUGUAUUUGGAAACUGUUUAUGUGAAUGUAAGGAAAACCAAGACAUGGAAUGAUGUUUUUAUGCAAGGCUGUUUGUCUGGUCCACCUGCAGGUUUGUGUGCAUAUUUACCGUCUGUCUCCUCCUAAAUCUGUUCUGCUUCAGUAGCUGUAUUAAUGUGCUUCCUGAUCUAUCCACAAAGACACAGACUGGUUAUUGGUUUCUUCAGACAUUUUCCAUUCAGGAGAAAAAGUACUUCUGCUCUUCAGACAAUCUUUGUGUCAAUGUUUUUUUCUUUAAAAAUAAAAAAGGGAUUUUUUUUCCCUAGGGAAGUAAAGAAGAGCCUCCACAGGCAGACUGAGGUACUGCAGCAGUGGUGUGAUUUAAAAGGGAGUCAUUUUUGUCCUGUGACAGUUUUACUUCAUAGACCUUUUAUAUUUCAAUAUUACUGGAUACGUAUGCCCAUUUUUAAUGAAUGAAUGUAUAGAAUUUUAAAGAUGACAAGAAGUUUUGAUUUGCUGUUAUAUAUUUUUUCCAUUGUUAUUGGAACAUUUUGUGUGCUUGGAUAAAUUCGGAUCCAUCAGCAUCUGGACACAUCUGUAAUGUGAGUUACCUUGCGUUUUUUAAAACAACAGAUGAAAUUCUGUAGGUUCUGAGACACUAUUCAACAAUCAAAUAAAAACCUUAUCUGUGAU
Messenger RNA from Gambusia affinis (western mosquitofish), 4636 nucleotides. It is a transcript of the gene mpped1, whose product is annotated as metallophosphoesterase domain containing 1. The transcript is spliced from 8 exons. Gene Ontology annotation, molecular function: hydrolase activity. The record is from RefSeq and is a predicted model, not a curated record. Lineage: Eukaryota; Metazoa; Chordata; Actinopteri; Cyprinodontiformes; Poeciliidae. The coding region runs from base 520 to 1455 and encodes 311 amino acids.